AGUCAUAGUCGAGCUUUGACAAUCUUAUUAGCAACAAUGGCAGCUAAAUUGUUCGUGGUCCUGUCCCUGGCCGUGGCGGCGUCGGCCGUGCCGCUGGUGCCGGUGGCGAAGGUGGCGUACGCGGAGGUGGAGGCGCCCGCGCACUACGAGUUCCAGUACUCGGUGCACGACGAGCACAGCGGAGACAUCAAGCAGCAGCAGGAGGCGCGCGCCGGCGACGCCGUGCACGGCUCCUACUCGCUGCUGCAGCCCGACGGCCUGACGCGCGUCGUCGACUACUCCGCCGAUAAGGAGCACGGCUUCAACGCCGUCGUGCGCUACGAGGGCCACCCCGCGCCCGCGCCCGCGCACCCCGUCAAGCUCGCCUACGCCGCCCCCGUCGCUAAGCUCGCCUACGCCGCCCCCGUCGCCAAGGUCGCCUACUCCGCCCCUGUCGCCUACGCCGCCCCCGUCGCCAAGGUUGCCUACGCCGCCCCUGUAGCCAAGGUCGCCUACUCCGCUCCCGUAGCCUACGCCGCCCCCGUUGCCAAGGUCGCCUACUCCGCCCCUGUCUCCUACGCCGCCCCCGUCGCCAAGGUCGCCUACUCCGCCCCUGUCUCCUACGCCGCCCCCGUCGCCAAGGUCGCUUACAGCGCCCCCCUUGGCCACGUUACCUUCGCCUCCCCCGCCGUCUCCUACCACCACUAUAGGAACCGCGUUAAGCUGCCGCAGGCACUGCUACGGCGCAACCCUGAGAGCACACGCACGCGUAUAAAAAGUGUCGCACCUCACAAAUUGUCACAGUCAAACUCAGACUCAUUCAACAACAACAUGGCAGCUAAAUUGUUCGUGGUCCUGUCCCUGGCCGUGGCGGCGUCGGCCGUGCCGCUGGUGCCGGUGGCGAAGGUGGCGUACGCGGAGGUGGAGGCGCCCGCGCACUACGAGUUCCAGUACUCGGUGCACGACGAGCACAGCGGAGACAUCAAGCAGCAGCAGGAGGCGCGCGCCGGCGACGCCGUGCACGGCUCCUACUCGCUGCUGCAGCCGGACGGCCUGACGCGCGUCGUCGACUACUCCGCCGACAAGGAGCACGGCUUCAACGCCGUCGUGCGCUACGAGGGCCACCCCGCGCCCGCGCCCGCGCACCCCGUCAAGCUCGCCUACGCCGCCCCCGUCGCCAAGGUCGCCUACGCCGCCCCCGUCGCCAAGGUCGCCUACUCCGCCCCUGUCGCCUACGCCGCCCCCGUCGCCAAGGUAGCCUACGCCGCCCCCGUCGCCAAGGUCGCCUACUCCGCCCCUGUCGCCUACGCCGCCCCCGUCGCCAAGGUUGCCUACGCCGCCCCUGUAGCCAAGGUCGCCUACUCCGCUCCCGUGGCCUACGCCGCCCCCGUUGCCAAGGUCGCCUACUCCGCCCCUGUCUCCUACGCCGCCCCCGUCGCCAAGGUCGCUUACAGCGCCCCCCUUGGCCACGUUACAUUCUCAUCUCCCGCCGUGUCCUACCACCACUAA
Ostrinia furnacalis (Asian corn borer) is the source of this 1488-nucleotide messenger RNA. RefSeq lists its product as uncharacterized. Gene Ontology annotation, cellular component: extracellular matrix. The transcript has 5 exons. NCBI's taxonomy places the organism in Eukaryota, Metazoa, Arthropoda, Insecta, Lepidoptera, Crambidae. The record is from RefSeq and is a predicted model, not a curated record. Bases 37 to 1488 code for a protein of 483 amino acids.